GACACUUUUCCUUCACCCACAAACUUGCGGGAUGAUCCGGUCCUUGCUCCACAAGUCCACGGCGCCGUCGCGCGUAGCUUUCCAGCACCGCCAUCUGUCUUCUUCCCACCAACAUGCCAAGUGUGUGGGCGUCGUUCGCGAGGUCUACAACAAGUGGGAGCGCCGCGCCCCAGUCACACCCGCACAUGUCCACGAACUGGUGCAAGCCGGGAUUGAAGUCCGCGUGCAACCGAGCACCCAACGCAUCUUCACGGACGACCAAUAUGUGUCUGCCGGUGCCAACGUCACAGACGACCUGUCGCCCGCGAACGUCAUUGUCGGCGUCAAGCAAGUGCCCAUCGCAAACCUCUUGCCCGACAAAACGUACAUGUUUUUCUCGCACACGAUCAAAGCCCAGCCAGAAAACAUGAAGCUUCUGGACGCGAUCUUAGCCAAGCGCAUCCGCAUGAUUGACUACGAGUGCAUCACCCAAGGCGGCCAACGCAACGGACAACGCCUCAUUGCGUUUGGAGGGUACGCCGGCCGCGCAGGGAUGCUGGCGGGCUUCCGCGGCCUCGGUGAGCGCCUCAUCAACAAGGGGUACUCGUCGCCGUUUGUCAACAUUGGCUCGGCGUACAUGUACCCCGACCUCACGCGCGCCAAGGACGCGGUGGUCGCGGCCGGAAAACUGAUCCAACAGAACGGCCUUCCUGCUGACCUGGCCCCCAUGACGGUGGUGUUCACUGGCAAUGGAAACGUGUCGAAAGGUGCCCAGGAAAUGUUCAAACUGCUUCCCCACAAGAUGGUCGACCCGUCGGAACUGCCGCACUUGCCCCCCAACCGCCACUUGGUGUACGGAUGUGUGGUCAACGAGCGCCACAUGGUUCGACACACCAACAAGGCGGAAUUCACCAAGUCGGAUUACUACAAACACCCCGAGCAGUACGAGCCCGUGUUUCACCAAACGAUUGCCCCGUACACGUCACUCCUGGUCAACUGCAUGUACUGGGACGACCGCUACCCACGACUCCUCACGAAGGACCAAAUGGAUGAGUUGGCGCGGCACGCGGGCGGAAAUCCCAAGCUGCAGGGGGUCGCCGACAUUUCGUGCGACUUGGGGGGCAGCGUCGAGUUCCUGGACCGAUCCACGACCAUCGAAGAUCCGUUUUAUCUGUACGACAUCCAGUCCCGUACGUCCAAGGCGUCGCUCGAGAGCUCUCCGGGAGUCAUGAUGAUGGGCGUGGACAUUUUGCCGAGUGAGUUGCCGACGGAAUCAUCGACGCAUUUCGGCAACCACUUGGUUGGGUUUCUCAAGACAUUGUCGGCGGCGGACGCGGCCAACCUUCCCGCAGAACUGGAAGGCGCGGUGAUCGCCAAGGAAGGGAAGCUCGCGCCCAAGUUUGAGUACAUCCAGUCGAUGCGGCAGGAACGAGAGCGCUCCAAGGGUUAUCAGUACGCGACGGAGGCGGCCGCCAUCGCCGGCAGCACAUGCGUGCAGUUCGAAGGGCACAUGUUUGACAGCGGCCUGCUCGAUAAUGUGCUCAACCUGGUCGAGUCGCAUAACGGAGGGUUCGCCGUGAUUGAGUGCCAAGUGCGGCCCAACUUUAACGACGCCGACUCGCAAACGACGUCGGCGCGGGUAUCACGGGUGAUUGUCCAGAUCAGCAUGGACACCCGGGGCGAACUGGACGAAAUUCUGCGCAAGAUUCAUGAUUUGGCGGAUGUGACGCCGAGAGCUGAAGCAAACGUCCGCGAACUGCCCGAGUAUUGCCAAGGCAAGUACGACGAGACGCUCCGGCAGAUUAUCAAGGACGGCGCCGGCAUGUCGUUCAGCGGCAACAUCUCCGUGCAUGAUGCCAAGGAGCGCAAGCACAUCGUGUGUCUUGGCGCUGGACUCGUAUCUGCUCCGCUGGUCGAGUACUUGACCCGCGACCCUAACCACUCAUUGACGGUGGUCUCGGGGUUGCCGGGGGAAGCGUCGGCGAUGGCUCAAAAAUUCACGAAGAAGAACCGCGCCGUCAAGCCAGCGACCGUGGACGUGGGCCGGGACCCCCGCGCCGUGGCGGCUCUGGUGGCAGAGGCCGACUGCGUCGUGUCGCUUCUGCCCGCGCCCAUGCAUGUCAACAUCGCCAAACUGUGCUUGGACGCAUCGACGCCGCUGGUCACGGCCAGCUACAUAUCGCCGGAAAUGCAAGCGCUGCACGCCCAAGCCCAAGCCCAGCGCACCCCCAUCUUGUGCGAACUUGGGCUCGAUCCUGGCAUGGAUCACAUGAGUGCCAUGAAGGUCAUCGACCAAGUGCAGGCGCAGAACGGCCGCGUGGUGUCGUUUUCGUCGGUUUGCGGUGGCCUCCCCGCCCCCGAAGCCGCCGACAACCCCAUCGCGUACAAGUUUUCGUGGUCGCCUCGCGGGGUGCUCAUGGCGGCUCUGAACGCCGCGCAAUACCGCAAGAACGGCCACGUCGUCCAAGUUCCAGGGGAAGACUUGUUGACGGCGGCAGAGCGCGUCAACUUUUUGCCUGCAUUUGCGUUGGAGCAAAUUCCCAACCGCAACUCGCUGCCGUACGCUGACAUUUACAACAUUCCUGAUGCCGAGUCGGUUUACCGCGGCACGCUGCGCUACGCCGGCAACUGCUCCAUCAUGCACCAGUGCCGGCUGCUUGGAUUGAUGAACCCCAACCCUGAAACACUGCCAGCCACGUGGCCCGAGCUUGUGGCCAAGCUCAAGGCCAAGAAGUCGUCGCUGCGCCCGGAUGCGGAAGCCUUCCUGACCUGGCUCGGCCUCGACGACCCGUCGGCGCUCGUUGGUAUACAUAUAUCACACUAAUUUUUGUGCUUUACAUGUCGUUGACGGGAUGGGUACAGAUCCGUCGGCCACGUGCACGAUCGAUGCGUUUUGCGCGCUCCUGAUCCAGAAGCUGUCGUACCUCCCCGGCGAGCGCGAUAUGGCCAUCAUGCACCACGAGUUUGGCGUCGAGUUCCCCGACCGCCGCCGCGAAAUCAUCACGUCCACCUACGUCGGGUAUGGCGACGACGAGAGCACGGUGAUGGCCAAGACGGUGGGCAUGAGUGCCGCCAUCGGCGUCGAGCUCAUCCUGCGGGGGGACGUGCAGUCGACGGGGGUGCUCACCCCCACGACCCCCGACAUUUACACGCCCGGGUUGGCCCGCCUCGAAGCCGAAGGCAUCCGAUUCAUUGAAAAGACCCGCGUCGUGACCAAAUAACAUGGGGAUAUCUGUCAUCAGUAUGCCCAUCCAGAGAGUAGAAGUGUCGGCGAUGUUGAUGUUACUACUACUCCUCCCCCAAUACUAUGAAUACACGACGAGAACAACCCUUGUUUCACGA
This is a messenger RNA of Aphanomyces astaci, 3321 nucleotides long. RefSeq lists its product as hypothetical. The coding region runs from base 32 to 2803 and encodes 923 amino acids. Gene Ontology annotation, cellular component: cytoplasm. NCBI's taxonomy places the organism in Eukaryota, Oomycota, Saprolegniomycetes, Saprolegniales, Verrucalvaceae. The record is from RefSeq and is a predicted model, not a curated record. Gene Ontology annotation, molecular function: saccharopine dehydrogenase activity. The transcript is spliced from 13 exons.